Aphanomyces astaci is the source of this 8261-nucleotide messenger RNA. RefSeq lists its product as hypothetical. Bases 16 to 8178 code for a protein of 2720 amino acids. The transcript is spliced from 28 exons. Lineage: Eukaryota; Oomycota; Saprolegniomycetes; Saprolegniales; Verrucalvaceae. The record is from RefSeq and is a predicted model, not a curated record.
UUCCGACCGACGUCGAUGGAGCAUGUCGAUCGCAUCGGACAUAUCCUCCGUCGGGCCGAGAAGGCGCAUGGCCGGACGGACCUGACGCUUCUGCAAGUGUUGGAGGCUGCCGAGCAUUCGCAGCAGCCGCACCUGUCCCGACGCGUGCAACAGCUCGUGCUCACGUUGUCCAUGGAUCCAGAGCCGAACUGGUGGAAGAAGUUGGCGCGUCAUGUCUCGAGAGUACAGUCCAUGCAAGGAACAAUGUCGUCCCCCACGGCGACCGAUCGCUUCUUGGACGUCAUGGCGUCGCCACACCAUCGUCGCGACGAGCUCAAGCAAUCCAGAACUCAAGUUGCCGUCCCCGUAGACCACCCCAAUCACCAUCACGUUCAUGUGUUUCGAGUGUUGGCAAGUGCGUUUGAAGGCUGGGCCAAGGUGGCCAAGAACCUGCGCGCCACCCGCCAUCGACAAUUACAAGCGUCUUCUCCCCCACACCACCAACAACCACGACGAGGAUUGCCUCCGGUGCAAUUCAAAGCGUUGGUGCGAUGGCUCCAGCUCGUGUGGCCAGCCUCCGACGAUGAAACCCAAAUGAACCUCAGCCAUUCAUUUCACGGGCGCAAUCGAGCGAUCCAAUUGGCGUCGGACCGAUUGCUCCGGCGCUGGACACUGACCAAAGUGUGGCGUGGGUGGAUGCAUGACGUUGCACGCUGUACGCUUCGCAACGUCGACGUCCAACGGAGGUGGCAUCGAGCAACCCUUCGGCGUCGUCGGAGCUGUUUCCUGGCGUGGCGCCUGUGGGCCAUCCAUUUUGGCCCCAAACGCCGGCAACUUCAAACUGCCCACGCGCAUGUCGUGACGCGACGGACGUGGCAGCGAUGGCUACAAGCGUUGGAGCAUGCGUACACCUGUCGCAAGCAACAACACGUGGCCCUUUGUCGGGUCUUGCGAUCGUGGGGACAGUUUGUAGGUCAACGUCACCGUCAGCGGCUCGGCUUGGAACGCACGACAACCAACCGUUCGCGUCGGGUGCUUCUUGAGGCGUGGCGGCAGUGGCAACACACUAGCAGCACCCAACGACAAGGACGGGAACUUGCCGUACGGUGUGACGCUGUAGCCAUGCACCAUGCAACGGCCCGCGGUGUCGCACAGUGGCGCCGGUGGUUUGCGACUCGCCAACACCACCACAUCGUGACCGCCACCGUGCUUCAACACGUCCAUCGCACCAUGACGCGCACGACGUGGCGGGUCUGGUCGGCAUAUGUAGCCGUGCGUCGUCGGGUGCAGAUGCUUCAGACGACACUGCCGCGACUGUUCACCGCAGCGCUGCAUGGUCACUACCUGCAUACGUGGCGCUACUGUGCCAAGCAGUCGGCGCAAGAAGCCAAGACUGUGACGGCGGCCGUGCAGUUUCGCCGCCGAGCGCGGUUCUGGCGUGAGUGGAAGCAACGCAAACUCAUCGCUGCCGUCGUCCACACGUUCCGCACCCAGAUGAAGCACCACGUCCGACGAAUGGCCUUUUGUGUGUGGCUGCAAUACGUCGACGAAAACCGGUGCACUCAUCGCAUGCUGGAGUCCCAGUGGGCUCACCGGAACUCGCGCCAGGUUGCUCGAGCGUUUGCCGGAUGGUACCAGCACUGGCGUCGCCGCACUGGACUCCACACAGCAGUGCGUGUCCUGGCUGGUAGACGACUCACGACCUUGUUGCGCUCAUGGCGUGAGCUUACUCGCCACCGUCGCCAUAUCCGCCUUCAUGUGUUCGUCCACGGCCUAGCGCUUCACUCUCUUCUUGGCACUCGGAGGUGGUGGACAGUGUGGAACUCUGAGUACAACAAGCUCAAGACAGUUGAGUCGCAUUGCCAACAGCGCCUGCUCCGUCGCGUCGACGGCAUUUUCACCGUAUGGCGUCAAUAUGCAAGAAAACAUCGCUCGUGGCGAGCUGCCGUGUCGACGAUGCGGCGCUCGACUUUGACUUCGACAACGCGACGCCUUUUACGGCUUUGGAGUGGAGUGACCAAGGCUGGUCGGGCGGUCCGGCGGGUGUUGGCCCAACACACCGACGGUCGCAAUCGGCGCAGGACACACCGCGUGUGGCGCCAGUGGGUGGCCAGAGUGAUCGCGAGGACAUCGAUGCGGUGCAAGUUGCUGGCGGCCAUGACGUGGCAGCACGAGCGUUGCCUUGGCACGACAUUCGCAGGAUGGCGGCGCGUGCUCCACACCCAGAAGCACCUCCGCGCGAAAAGUCGGCUGGUAUGUCAAACAUUGAGCCUCAACCACGUCGGCCGAAUGUUUCAGCAAUGGCGUGGGCUUGUUCACAAUGCACAAGGCAAAAAAGAGCUUGACGAUCGAUGCAUAUCCCGACGCCUUUGCCAAGCGGUGCAGUGCUGGCAUCGGCGUGCAGGGUUGUUGCGAAGGGUGCGCCACACCUUGCCACGGGCCCUUGGGUGCAGCCAGCGUCACACAUUUCUUCGAAGCUGGCGCCGAUGGUGCACCUACACGCACAUGGCUCAGCGAACGAGGCAGCAGUGCGACUUGGCCGAGGUGGCGUGGACCCGUCGCACGGUUCGCAACGCAUGGCAAGCGUGGACUCGAUACAGUCGAGCCACCGUAGCCAUCCGUUUGAAAUCCCAUCAGUGCCAAGCGGCUCGGGCGCGGCGGCAGUUGCAUGUGGCCGUCACGACUUUGCACACAACCGCAACGUUCCAGCGACAGCUGCGCCAAUGGACCACGCUUCGAAGCUGCCACUUCUUUACGUCCGUGGCUGCGAGGGUGUUGGAGCGGUGGCAGCAGCACACGCGGACGCAAUCCGGUCGGCGGCGGGCGAGGACGGCUCAAGUCGCGCACAUGCAGCGACGUUGGCAACACGCCGCUGUGCAACAUUGGCACAACGCGACCAAAUCGAAGCGCCUUUGGACAGCCAAACUCGGCCAGGCCAAGCGCUGGUUUCACGCGUCGACGGUGCAUGUGGCGUGGACGACGUGGAAAGUGCAAAUUGCACUUGUUCGCCGACAGAAGCACUCGAUGCGAGGCAUCGUCCAGCGGUGGCAUCAGCUGGACCUCGCCGGUCGGAUGCUCCGGUGGCGCGCCUACGCAGAUCACCGCCUCCACCGCUCCCAUCAAACUGCCGCCGCCGCCACGGCAUUCCAACGGGCACUCUGCCGUCGAGCGCUGACGCAGUGGCAGCAGCGCCGAAUCGCCCAACUCGCCCUCAAGCGCAGGCUGCAGGACCUGCUUGGCACGCGACGACUCGCGCAGCUCCAGCAUUGCACUGCCACGUGGCGGUCGUUCGUACACUCGAAACAAAUGUUGGUGGCCAAGUUGCACGAGUUCAUGGCCACAUCAAGCGCAACCUUGAUGUCCACGCGGUUUGCGUUGUGGUCGCGGCAUGCGUGGCUAGCGCCGCAGCUGCGCGCGUUUCGAUAUCAUCGACACAUUCGCAUUUGCCACCUAGUACUGCGCGAGUGGAGGCAACGGGUGGACCUCCGCCAUCGCUUCUCCGCCGUGGUGGCGCUAUUGGAAGGACGGUCGAUGUCGAGCCUUUUUUCCACGUGGCGGGCCUCCGUGUUCCUCGCCAGUCAGCGCCGCGUCAUGGCGCUAGAGAUCGCACACGCCACAACCACCAGGCGCCACUUGCAACUGGUUUGGCGGCGGUGGCGGCAAUGGCAACACAGUCGGCCCCUGCUUCGUCGGGUGGCCGCUCUUUGGCCACGAUCCCAGCAGUACCAAGCCAUCCACACGUGGCAGCAUGCCCUGCACCCCCUGGUCGCCCUCGAGAGUCAGUUGACCCUCGCGUCCGCGCACCGCCGGGGCUUGUGGAUAUGGAAGCAGUGGCGAAUCUUGCAUUUACGGCGAUGCCGACAGGCCACGACACAAGCAGCGGUCGACGCUUUCGUGGACCUGCUCGACCAAUCGGACAACGCCACGACGGUGGUGUGCACGGCGGCGAUCCAUCGAUGGCAGUGCGUUGCGGCGCUGCGUGGGUUUGAGCGAUGGCGAGAGAUGGCGUCAGCCCAACGACUGGACCGGACGAACUCGAUCCGAGCGUUGCAGCAUUGGCUCGUCCGUCAACUGAGUCGUCGGUUCGACCUGUGGCGAGAGAUGGUACACCUCCAACGACGUCACAGAGCGGCCAUCGCGCACUGUCACACACACCGAAAGGCCUUGGUCUUGGCGCAAUGGGCGCAGUUUACACAAGACAUCCACGUACAAAGGGAGCUGAAGCACGUGGCUACUCACCACUGGACUGCUGCGAGCCGACACCGCGCCUUGACCGCAUGGGUGCAGUUUAAACACGAGGCGGGGCGUCUCCAGCAGACCGCACGGACGAUCCGUGCUGGCGCGGUCCGUCGGUGCCGACGGCUGAGAUGGACAGUGUGGACGGCGUACGUGGCCCAUAGACGGAGCCGGCGGCACCUCGCGCACCUCUUGCGCGCGUUCCGGUGCCAAGUGGUGCUGAAAGCGGCCUUACGAAGCUGGAGGUACAUCACAAGGACCCUCGUGGACACGCGUACGGCGCUGCAGGCCACGGUGCUGCGGUUGGAAGUGCUGGUUCAACUCCCGUGCCUUCGAGCAUGGAGGGAGUGGACUCUGAAACGACAGCGCCGCCGCCACAUGAUUCAGACCCUAGAGCGUGGACGGCGGUGGUCGAUGCUGCAUGUGCAAUUUUAUCGGUGGCUCACAGCCAUCCGUUAUCGACAGUCCCGUCGUCAUCGCAUACAUCGCCAUCACAUGCAUCGAGGCGUGGCGGCCCUCGUGUACCGCCGUCAGACCCGGAUGGACCUUCGCGUGUUGGUGACGAAAGCGAGGACUUAUGCAGAGAUGAAGCAAGAGCGGCGGCGGUGGACGUUGUUUUGCAUGUGGCACCUCUGGGCUAGGCGCCAGAGAGAACUGCGACUUGCGACGGCCUUUGCCGCGCACUGUCACAUCCAGCGAUGGCGGCGGUGGGCGGUCCGCACCCACUCCCUUCGCUCGACAACCCACCACAUUAUGCAGCGGUGGGCCACGCACACCAUUCGCUGCGUAUUUGACACCCUAUCGCGCCACGUCAUGCAAAGCAAACUGGCUGCGAUGGCCACAACAAAAUCGCAUCGAAACUUGGUCCACAAGGCCUUCGUCGGUUGGGCGGGCUAUCGGCACACAAGGCAGACAAGGCAGGUCAGGUGCACCUCGUUGCUGCGCAACUACUGGACAAACGCACUAGCCACAAGGUGGCGUCGGUGGCGAGACCUCGUGCGAAAGCGCCGCCGCGUACGAGCGACGAAUUUGCCUCGCGCCGUACCGACGGAAUGCUGGCGAGAAUGGCGCGUGAGGUUCAAAGUGGCCACUGCCGGUCGCGUUGCGCUGUGUCGUCGGAAGUGGGUUACGUGGCAACUUGCGGUGCGGGCGCGGCAACGAAAGCUGAAUUGCACUGAUGUGGCCGAGCAACGCUCAAAGCAACGAGCUGUGCAGCGGUGGCGGUGCUUCCAGCGCGAGAAAACGACGCUGGCACUGCGCCACAAUCGAGCGCUGGUGUUGCUCACAGGGCGAACGGCGGCGCGGUUCCUUAUCUUGUGGAAGCAGUUUGCAGCGCGCCAACAUCUUUGCCGCCAGCAACUGACUGCCUUGUCGGAUCGUAGUGCCCGUCGACAAUAUUUGGCGGUCGCGAUGGCGUGGAUAGCCCAUUUCCGAAUCGACCAACGCCGCAAGCAACGCAUAGCUUUGGGCGUCGCCCGGACGCAGCAACGACGGCAGCAACGCGCAGUUGUUGCGUGGGUUCAGUUUGUAUCCCACCAGCACCACCACGCCCUGCAAGACGAUUUGGCGUGGCAGUUCCGCGCGCAAGCCGUGGUGUUGCGGUGCUUUCAGCGCUGGAUUCGACUCGUGUUGGACCAGCAGGUUCGGCGCGCCAAGUGCGCGCGCGUGGGCCACGUGAUUAUGGGCCACGUUGUCCAGCGACUGUUUAUGACGUGGCAGCACUACAGCCAAGCGAAGCAACUCACCGCGAAACGACACGAUCUGGCAGUUCGUGUGUUUGAAGCCAACUCGUGUCGGUGGGUGUGGACGGCGUGGACGAAACGGAUGGCGGCGGCGCGGUGGCGAGCGCGCGCGACGAAAAUGGCCACUCAACACAUCACAACCGCACACUGGCGUCAAUGGAAGCACCACCACGUGACCGUCCAGGUGCUGAAAAGGCUGGGUGCUAUCACGCGCAGCCUGUUGGCCCAGUGUCUCGCUGGUUGGUCCACCGUCACUGCCACGGCAAGGUCCCAUCGGGCGAUCUUAUCCACCAUCCAAUGCCAACGGGGAGGUCGUUCUCGCGCCAGUGUCUUUAACGCGUGGAAGCAGCAAGCGUGGUUACGAGCCACGAAAUUGCACCUAACUUCUCGUUGGUACGCCAAAUUAGCUGUACAAGUAUGGGCUGCUUGGCGCCAGUACAUGCAACGAGGAGCCGCCGCCGCUGCUUUAACCGACCGACGGACGCGUUUUCUCGAGACUGUGCGGCGCGACCGCUGGCGGUGGUGGCGGCACCUGUUUGUAGCUACCCGUCACUGCCGCUUGCAUAAGUUGGAGGUCGUUUUACGCGGAUGGCGGGUCGCUGGGGCAGCUCGUCGUCGCGCGGUUCAGAUUGUUGCCACCACCCGAUCGGCACGGACGCAGGGACAGGCUCGGUCGGUGCUCAUGACGUGGCACGUCCACGUGACAGCAGUGAAAGCCACGCAGCGGUACUUGAUUUGGUCGCACCGACGCGAUCAAUGGAUCAAUCGGAUGGACCGCGUGCGCUGCAAACGGAUGGUCCACACGCACUGGUACGUGUGGGUUCACUAUGCAGCGAUCCGCACCGUCCAAACACGUCAAUGGCGGGCGGCUCAAACAGCACGGAUCAGCCGGCGUAUGUGGAAUGGAUGGCUGACAUUCAAAGUUUCUCAGCAAGUGCUCCGUCGAGCGCAGCAACGUCGAACAGCAAUCGGCCUGUCGGAUGCCGUCAGCCAAUGGUUCAUAUGGACGCAGCUCCACUUCGUCGCUCGAACCCAAUGGCUUCAAGCGGCAGCGAACGCUCGUCAUCGCAAUCUACGGCGGCGGUGGCAUGUGUGGCGCACCAAGGUGGCCAUAUCCAUCCAAGUCGGAGCCGUAGCCACCACCCGUCACAUGCGACAACGUCGACAACUCUGGCACGAGUGGCAGGUCCAGGUCCACGUCGCACGGCAAACUCGCCAAGCCGUCGCGUACGCCAGGGUGCGCGAAAUUGGACGCCGGCUACAUCAAUGGCUGGCAUUCGUUCGAUUCGGUAGGUGUUUUCGUAGGUUGCAUUGCCGCGCGGGGACUCGUCGCCUUCGACGCUUUGUCAGGCUGUGGGUGGCUUAUGGAGACGCCCGAGCGGCGUCCCGUCGUCACUUCGAGGAAGGUCAAAGGAACCUCAACACGUGGAAGAAACGUGCGGCUGUGAGCGCUUGGAAGCGCCGAUGGCUGCGAACCGUGCAUUUGCAAUCAGCCAAGAGGUUUCGCCAAAGUCAGUUGUGGCAACAGUGGCGGUCACGUGUGUUGAUGAAUUACGCCGAUCGAUUCUUUGCCAAGUCGACGGUGCAGCGAUGCUGGACAUCGUGGCGGCAGCUGGCAGACGGAACCAAACGAUGUCGCGCCUUUCGUCGGGGAUGGCGGCGUCGGCACCUCCACGACGUGUUGAGGGCGUGGCUCGGGAUGGCCAAGACUCGACAUAUUCAAGCGCAGGCUGCAGAGUAUGCAACACUCAAAGCAAAAACGAGGGUGCUCGUGGCGUGGCAGCGUGCGGUGGCAGUACAGAAAAUGCAUGCAGAAGCGAUGGCGGAGACCGCGGCGCGAAGGGGACGCGAAUGGAACCUGCGCACAAGGUGGCGGCAAUGGAAUGAGGUGCGGCACCGAGCAAAGCAGCGGUGGACCAGGCUUCGAAAGCAGUUGAAACGAUGGAGUUCCGACAAGCAAGUCAAGGAGUUGCGACGUCUAUGGCAUGCAUGGACCGACGUUACGACACGGCGGCAAAAGCUGCGCGAAUUCCUGGACCGCCGCCAAGGCUCCGACAUGACGCGGGCGUGGACGGCAUGGGGGCAGUGGCGCCACAGACAGCAGUUCCAACGGCUCGACAAGCGCCGGGCCGAUGGUCAUUUCGGCGAGUGCAUCCAGAGAAAAGUGUUGUUUCAUUGGCAUGUGUAUGCGGCAGCAUGCAACCACCGCCGCCCUGGUUGAUCCUCAACAUAGACCUUGAACCUUUUGACAUAAAUCCAACAGUGUUUUUCUAAACCACGUCAAAAGAAUACAUUUUAAAUGCA